GUCGGCGGUCUGACGCUGGCGUACGCGCUUCGUAUCGCUUAGUCUCAACGCUCUCUAGUAACAAAGGUAUCAAUUCCAUUCAUCUCUUAAGUCGGUCCCCUAGUUCCGAUCUUUCAAAAAGUUUGCAAACUUAGAAGUUAAUUUUUAACUCACACUACCCGAAGUCGGUCCCAAGAUAGUUACAACUGUGCCGGUACCCGUAGUUCCUUAGAAGAACGAAAAUAUUCAGACAACAACUAAUGUAACAACAAAAAUAUAGCGCCUUACAAGGAUCGAGUGAAAAGUACUUAAGAUGGCGAAAGAAGAGUCGUGUCUGCCGCGGACCGCCGCGCUGGCGGCCGCGAUUCUCAUCCUGCUAAGUGCGUCAGGCGAGUGCCUCCAGUGCUACUGGUGCGGGCCGCUGGCGGAGCAGGUGCACCGGCGCGAGCGCGCGCCGCCCUGCGACAAGCUCUCCGACCAGGUCACAGCCUGCGACCCGGGGUACACGCACUGCGCCACCGUCGCCUCGUCACCGCCCUUCGUCGAGUCCCGGUACUGCGUGAAGUUCUACCAAGACGAAUGCUACCUCCUGCACUGCAACUCGACCAACAACUACCGAAUGACGUGCCCCUGCCGCGGGGACCUUUGCAACGGCCCCAAAACCGACCGAGAGACCGACGCCUUCAAUGGACUGGUCAAAAUCGUCGCAAGAAAUCGAAGACUAAAACGAAAUGCCAUAACAUCCAGCACUUUCAUCAAUUCUGGUAAAACCAAAAUGAAUAAUAUAAUCGAAAACGAUGAACACGAAGAAAACGCUAUUGUUAACGAUAAGAACAACGAAACUGAUGCCAACGUUACUGCUGAACAACCAACAACAGUAACAGAACCUGCAUCCAAUAUUACUAUGACGUCAAUGAAUACAACGCCUGAAACACAAAUAGACAUGAAGCAGACAACGGAUGAACCUAAAAUGGUAGAAAGCAGUAGUGAAGCCAGUAAAGAAAUGCCGAUCUCUUUAGAAGUAGCAACAACAAUGGCAGAAGCUCUUAAAAUAGACUCUACAACGACAAAAGCCCCAGAAAUGAUGAUGAAAGCUGAUGUAGUAAAAGAAAUGGUUUCGACAAAAGCUCCUGAAACGAUGAUGAAAUCUGUUGAUGUGAAAGAAAUGGUGAGCAACGAAAUAAAACCAAGCAUGCAACUACCUACUGCUGAAGCGCUUCAGCAAAACGACAGUCCAGCAACGACUGAAAAAUCUAUGGAACAAAUGACUGAUACCACUACACUUACUACCACGACUGACGCUUACAAGAACGGGUCGCCUAUGCCACCGAAAUCUAAAAACGAUUCAGCAGCGGUGACCUUCAAUCCUUUUAUACUUAUAUGCAUUUUAGCAUUUAGUAUUAUUUUGUAAGUGCACUGUUAUUGGAUAAUGAGACAUUCUUUUAGAAUUACAAUCAUGGUUAUCUAUUUUCUUUCUCAUAACCUUAGGAAGAUUGAAUAGUUGUGCCGUAAAAAUAUGUGAUAAUGAUCUCUAUCAAAUAGCUUUAAAAAGACCGCAGUUCUCAUUCAUCACAAACUACUAGAUUAGUUAAUAUUAAGUAUUUUAAAAUCACUUUUGAGUGCAUAACACAAUUGUUGUAAUCAAUUUAUUGGGAGCAAAUUGUAUAUUGUAAAUAUUAGUAGAAUAUAAUAGAUUGAUAU
This is a messenger RNA of Ostrinia furnacalis (Asian corn borer), 1680 nucleotides long. RefSeq lists its product as uncharacterized. Bases 293 to 1390 code for a protein of 365 amino acids. The record is from RefSeq and is a predicted model, not a curated record. The transcript is spliced from 4 exons. Lineage: Eukaryota; Metazoa; Arthropoda; Insecta; Lepidoptera; Crambidae.